This is a messenger RNA of Dermochelys coriacea (leatherback sea turtle), 903 nucleotides long. RefSeq names its product cyclin dependent kinase inhibitor 2B (gene CDKN2B). Gene Ontology annotation, cellular component: nucleus. The transcript has 2 exons. The coding region runs from base 1 to 429 and encodes 142 amino acids. NCBI's taxonomy places the organism in Eukaryota, Metazoa, Chordata, Testudines, Dermochelyidae. Gene Ontology annotation, molecular function: protein kinase binding; cyclin-dependent protein serine/threonine kinase inhibitor activity. Gene Ontology annotation, biological process: regulation of cyclin-dependent protein serine/threonine kinase activity; negative regulation of cell population proliferation. The record is from RefSeq and is a predicted model, not a curated record.
AUGCAGGCGGGGGCUGUAGCUGCAGGCGGCGAGAGGGACCUGCUGGCUAACGCCGCGGCCCAGGGGGACGGGCGGAAGGUGCGGCUGCUGCUGGAAGCCGGGGUGAACCCCAAUACUGUUAAUGCCUUCGGCAGGACCCCGAUUCAGGUCAUGAUGAUGGGAAACACCCAGGUGGCGGAGCUGCUGCUGCAGAGAGGAGCGGAUCCCAACCGGCCGGACCCGCUCACCGGCUCCCUCCCAGUGCACGAUGCGGCGCGAGAAGGUUUCCUGGACACCCUUGUGGCGCUGCACCGAGGCGGGGCUCGCUUGGAUCUGCGGGACACAUGGGGCCGCCUCCCCAUUGACCUAGCUGUAGAGAACCGGCAUCAGCAAGUGGUCAGCUACCUCCGAGCCCAGCCGGCAAGGGGUGCCGCUCCGCCCCAGGCAUAGGGCAUGGGCGUGUGGCCAGCUCUCUGCGGGGCUAACAGCGCUGCCCAGCUCAGCCACAGGGGCCUGAUUACAUGCUUGCCCCGCUGAAGUCAAUGGAAAUUUUGCUGUUAACUUCAGUGGAGCCAGGAUUUCACCCCAGGUUUUUCUACGGCAUCCGGUGACCCAUCCGCCAGGCAGCUGCAGCCUUGUAGUUCUCUCGCGGAGACCGCGCUGGCUGGGAUGGAAGGUUCACAGGCUGUGGUUGAAAACAGCUGCUCUCCUUGGUUCCAGGCAAACUGUAUAGCGUGUAGAGAAAGAAAACCCAUUUCUGGACCAACAGCUUGAUAGUCAACUUGGGUACAAUCAGAUUCCUUUUAUAGUGAGCAGGCAAAUAGAUUAUUCUUCCAGUUACAGUGAAGUUGCUCCAAGAGAAGAUUUCACUAUGAAAGGGUUGGUAAGGUUGCACUGUAUGUACGAAGAAAAGGAGGACUUGUG